AUGUGCAGUACAUCAAUCAUUACAUGGAAAGUCGAAUGGUCGGUCGCUAAAAAGUCUUUGAUUGUACGUUGGCAAACUGAGCUUAUGACCGCAAUUAUUUUUACCGUUUGUGAACGAAUACAUGCUG
Funneliformis caledonium is the source of this 127-nucleotide messenger RNA. Lineage: Eukaryota; Fungi; Glomeromycota; Glomeromycetes; Glomerales; Glomeraceae. The record is from the annotation of a GenBank genome assembly.